Paramecium octaurelia is the source of this 591-nucleotide messenger RNA. The record is from the annotation of a GenBank genome assembly. NCBI's taxonomy places the organism in Eukaryota, Ciliophora, Oligohymenophorea, Peniculida, Parameciidae.
AUGUAAAGUGAUAAUAACAUGACCCACUUUUUAGACUUAAAAAGCCCUAAAUACAUUAGAUCUAAUUCAAAUAAGAUAGCAAAUCUAACUUAUUUAUAAAGACUUGAAAUCUAGAGAAAGUAUUUAAUAACUGAACCCAGCAAUUAUAUAAAGACAUAAAAUACUAAUACUUUAUAUCCUUAUCUUGUUGAAAAAGUCGAAAAUUAAAUCUAAAGAAAUCUCUCUACUAAAAAAACAACAAAGAGGGAUUCUCAUCCUACAAUCAAAGACUCAUAUUUGAUUUCAAGAUUUCGAUUAAGAUUAUCUAAAUCUAUUGAAAAAUAUAUGAAUAAAUAAGAAAAUCAAACAAUAAUAAAAGUCUAAAGUUAUUAAGAAAUGGAUCCAUCACUAUUGACUCCAAGGUAAAUAAUGUUAUCAGCAAGAACUUAAAGUAGAAACAAAAACUAUUCUGUCUUUUUUAGAAAACUGAAAAGGGUGUAAAGUGAUCAUGAAGAUUAAUGUACUACCUAAACUAAUACAAUUAAUCAUAACAUCUCAUCAAACAGACCUUUUUCAUAAUACUAUUCUAGACAAUCAAAUUAUAUAAAAUGA